Molecule: messenger RNA, 1349 nt
Organism: Cornus florida
Lineage: Eukaryota; Viridiplantae; Streptophyta; Magnoliopsida; Cornales; Cornaceae
Exons: 4
Coding region: 372-1061 (229 amino acids)
Source: RefSeq, a predicted model, not a curated record
CGAAUUGGUAUUUGAAGAAAAACAUAGGAACAAACAAUUCCACUGAAUUUCUCCAUUUAUAAAUAUAUUAAAAAGUCAGAAGUCAAUUACUCAACCAAUAGGAACUUGCCAUGGACACCAUAUGCGAACUACGCACCUUGCGUACCAUAGACAGCGGCACCGUUAAGUAGCGCGCGAAGCCGCGAACCGAUCAACUGUUUCUCCCUCUUUCAGAGUCAGAGCUUUCCGAGAACCGCCAUAGCACAAACACAGUCGCCUGUGCGUAGCGUGCACUCCGGCGUAUUUCUCUUAUUGGACGCGACUUUCUUGUUCAAUCGCUGAAAGAAUCAAUCCAAUCGAUUGAUCAAUCUAUUGAUCUUCAGGAUCACUCUAUGUCGAUGCUGUGUCGUGUGGAGUCUAGGGUUUGGCUUGUACUUUUCUCCUGUUUGAUUCUUCUGAGCUGGUUUCCAGGAUUUAUAUCAUCUGCAAUUGUUACACUUGAUUCCAUUGAAAUUUUCAAAACCCACGAGUGGAUAAGAGCCGAACCGACGGUUUACUUCUUUUGUAAAGAAGGAAACAAGACUGUUCUGCCAGAUGUGAAGAAAACACAUGUCAAGUAUAGUUUCAAGGGUGAAGAAUCUUGGCAGCCUCUGACGGAAUUUCCAAAUAUAAAAUGCAAACGAUGUGGAUUCUAUGAGCAGGACAUCUUAAAAUCGGACGAUGUAUUUGAUGAGUGGGAGUUUUGCCCUUCUGAUUUUACAGACUCUGAUGGAAAAGCUACCCAUUCCAAGGACAACGAAUUCAAGGCUACAUUUUCCUGUCCAGAUUGCGUACAUCUUGGAAGCGUAGAUUCCAAAAAUUCCUCUGGCUCGCAUAAAGGAGGGAAGGGAAUGCAUUGGGCCCUAAUAAUAACAAUCAGUGCUCUGGUUUCAACUAUCUUCAUUCUUGGACUAUUGGCAGCGUACAAGUAUUGGCAGAAGAGGAGGAGGGAGCAGGAUCAUGCCCGGUUCCUGAAACUCUUUGAAGAUGGCGAUGACAUUGAGGAUGAAUUCGGUAUCGGACCUCUUGGCGGUGUAAUUUGAUGUAUAGCAUAUUAGCACUAUGUUACAUUACAAUUUUACAACCAAAACCACUUGUAUAGUCUGUAUGGAUUCAUCUGUGUAAGAGAAGGAGUUUAAGCUACAAUUUCUGUGCCCAAAUUUUGGUGUAGCAUAAGUGGGUGAGAGAUUCAUUGUUGCUUCUUAGAUUGUAUUUGUUUGUGGUUCAUACCAAUGAGUGGAUCUUUCACAGUAAAAGAUUGUAAUUUGGCAUCGGAAAAAAUAGACCAGAACAUGCGAAAUAAAUGAACCAGCAACGGAUUCACACCCUAA